UAAUUUACUUCACACAGGAAAAUCACAUUGCAUUGAAUACUGCAUUAUUGAUCCUUGAAGAUAUUGUGAAAAAUGCUGCACCUGGUUUACACCGUGUUGCUCUUAUCUGCUGCUUUCAAUACAGGUUCAAGCCUACCUUCGUUUGACAUAGAUUGGUCGACAGUUGCCUGGGUUGCUGGAGGUGCAGUUACUGCAGUGGUUGCUGCCCCACUUGCUGUCGGGGCACUCGGGUUCACUGCCGCUGGAAUAUCAGCUGGAUCUGCGGCAGCAAGUGCGAUGUCCGCGUUUGCUGCUAUGAAUGGAGGAGCGACAGUGGCUGGUGGUGUUGUGGCAACUUUGCAGUCUGCCGAUUGGUCGACAGUUGCCUGGGUUGCUGGAGGUGCAGUUACUGCAGUGGUUGCUGCCCCACUUGCUGUCGGGGCACUCGGGUUCACUGCCGCUGGAAUAUCAGCUGGAUCUGCGGCAGCAAGUGCGAUGUCCGCGUUUGCUGCUAUGAAUGGAGGAGCGACAGUGGCUGGUGGUGUUGUGGCAACUUUGCAGUCUGCCGAUUGGUCGACAGUUGCCUGGGUUGCUGGAGGUGCAGUUACUGCAGUGGUUGCUGCCCCACUUGCUGUCGGGGCACUCGGGUUCACUGCCGCUGGAAUAUCAGCUGGAUCUGCGGCAGCAAGUGCGAUGUCCGCGUUUGCUGCUAUGAAUGGAGGAGCGACAGUGGCUGGUGGUGUUGUGGCAACUUUGCAGUCUGCCGGUUCAUGCCUACCUUCGUUUGACAUAGGGUGUUCGACAGUUGCCUGGGUUGCUGGAGGUGCAGUUACUGCAGUGGUUGCUGCCCCACUUGUUGUCGGGGCACUCGGGUUCACUGCCGCUGGAAUAACAGCUGGAUCUGCGGCAGCAACUAUGAUGUCUUGGUAUGGAGGAGCAACAGCGGCAGGUGGUGUUGUGGCAACUUUGCUGGCUGUUGCUGCCCCACUUGCUGUCGGGGCACUCGGGUUCACUGCCACUGGAAUAACAGCUGGAUCUGUGGCAGCAAGUGCGAUGUCCACGUUUGCUGCUAUGAAUGGAGGAGCGACAGUGGCUGGUGGUGUUGUGGCAACUUUGCAGUCUGUUGGAGCCCUUGGAUUAACUGCAAGUGCAAAGGCUGUCAUGGCGAGCAUGGGCGCUGGUUUUGGCUAUGUUGCCAAAUCAUUUUUUUGUGAGUCUUCAGGUGAACAUUUUUUUAUGAAGGCAAUUCCAAUGUGGUUUUGCAAGGUCCAGUCUGCGAAUAAAAUUAUUAUCUGUUCUGGAUCAUCAGAUUAUUAUUUGUUAAUCUCAAAGGAUGAACAAUAGCCUGUACCACAAUAAACAUUGCAAGGUUCCCUAUCCCAUCGAAUUAUUGCAAUAACAUUGACAGAAUGGAGACUUUUGAAAUGUUGUUAACAUUCACGUUUUCCUUCAAUGCUACUGUUCAAGAGUGAUUCUAGAUGAAUGCAAAAUAAAAAAAAGUUAUAA
Molecule: messenger RNA, 1485 nt
Organism: Amblyraja radiata (thorny skate)
Lineage: Eukaryota; Metazoa; Chordata; Chondrichthyes; Rajiformes; Rajidae
Product: interferon alpha-inducible protein 27-like protein 2B
Exons: 13
Coding region: 73-1323 (416 amino acids)
Cellular component (GO): membrane
Source: RefSeq, a predicted model, not a curated record